UCCUGCGGGAAAAAAAGCACAUCCAACAGCUUUACGCUUGCGUCCACACACGCCGCGAUCUUUCCUUAUUUUUACAUGAAGGCUUAAUGUCCAUGUCCAGCAGCAUGGUCAUAGUUUAAUUUCUGUGAUCGCGGAGCAGCUCGCCUGUACGAUCUUUUUUUUUUUUUUUUUAAAUCAUUUAUCGAGAUGAUAUGAAUGUCAACCGGUCAAGGUCCACUCCCCCAGUGCAACAGCCACGGCUGGAUUUUCUAGCUACUGCUGGGGAACAUCUGCCGCAAGCAUUUGGAUGAAUUUCUAAUAAUUUCUAAUUCUGAGAGGACGGCGAAGGGAUUGAGAUUGUUUGCUGGAGCAGCGUGGGAGCCUCUCUGUGGGAAUGACAUGCUGCAGUAAAGACGGGAAAAUGGAAAUAAAAUGGAUUGGAAAACACUGAUGAUGUGAUUGCGACGCCUUUAACGAGAGGAAAAUGCUUCACAGUCUUCGCCCUGUGCAGAAAUCUGUAAUAAUAUUGAUGUAACACCUGACAUCAACCCAAACAAGGACUGAGGACUGAUCUGAAAAGAGGACACCAUGUCGGCGGUGAUGAUAACACGAAAGGUGCGAAAAUGGGAGAAGCUCCCGGGUAAAAACACUUUCUGCUGCGACGGGCGGGUGAUGAUGGCCCGGCAGAAAGGAGUCUUCUACCUGACCCUGUUCCUCAUCGUCGGGACCUGCUCUCUCUUCUUCGCUUUCGAAUGUCCAUACCUGGCUGUGCAUCUGUCUCCGACCAUCCCAGUUUUCGCUGCCCUGCUCUUCCUCUUCGUCAUGGCCAUGUUGCUGAGGACCAGCUUCAGUGACCCUGGGGUGCUGCCACGGGCCCUCCCAGAGGAAGCCACAUUCAUCGAGAUGGAAAUCGAGGCUGCAAAUGGCAACGUCCCAGCAGGGCAGCGGCCGCCACCUCGAAUCCGCAACGUUCAGAUCAAUAACCAGAUCGUCAAACUCAAGUACUGUUACACAUGCAAGAUCUUCCGACCACCUCGAGCAUCUCACUGCAGCAUCUGUGACAACUGUGUCGACCGUUUUGAUCACCACUGUCCAUGGGUGGGAAACUGUGUGGGCAAGAGGAACUACAGAUACUUCUACCUGUUCACCCUGUCCCUCUCCCUGCUCACCAUUUAUAUCUUCACCUUUGACAUCGUCCAUGUGGUCAUGCGUUCAGUGGAUAAUGGCUUUUUGAGCACUUUGAAAGAAACACCUGGAACUGUGCUGGAGGUGUUGGUGUGUUUCUUCACCCUGUGGUCAGUGGUGGGACUGACCGGCUUCCACACCUACCUGAUCUCUCUCAACCAGACCACCAACGAGGAUAUUAAAGGAUCCUGGUCUGGAAAGAACAGAGUCCAGAACCCUUACAGCCACAAGAACAUCUUAAAAAACUGCUGUGAGGUGCUGUGUGGGCCGACGUACCCGAGCGUCUUGGACAGAAGAGGAGUGAUGCAGGAGGACUCGCCUGUUUCUGCAGCGUCUGCUGCGCCCUCUUCCUCCUCCAGCACCAACCCAGUGCCACAAACCACGAAAACCACAGCUCCACUCAUCCCCAAUGAGCACACACCUGACGAGGCCAAGCCGAGCAUCGCCGCCUCCCCUAAAGAGGAGCACUCCCCUGAUACCAAGGGCCCGCCCCUGGCUUCACCCGAGACUGAUGUGGAGACAUCCAUCGCCAAGGACAAGACCCAUUAGCUGUAUGAGGGGGCGGCUCUAGUCGUAGCCACUCCCCUCUUUCCCCCCCAGCAUCCUGCCUGGUCAGGAACUGGAACAUUAAUAAUCAAUAUCUGAUUACUGUGUGGGUGACUCAGUUACUCUCCAACUCCUGCCCUACAUUCAACCAAGAAGAGCAGAGUCUCUGCUGCAGCUCCUCCUCUUCCCUCCUCCUCACCAGUAGCUGCAGAGGUGUUUGAUUGACACUUACUCCUACAGGAGGGGGAGCGAUUUAAUGGAAAGUCAGCAGCUUCCUCUUGACUCCUGAACACUGCAUGGAAAAGACACGCAGGGGGAGAAGCUGCUGGGAAAACAGCAGAAAAAAAAAAACACUCUUCAAUCGUUUGACUUCCCCCACAGUUCACCUGUGGGUUGCUCUGAUUGUCAGUACUACUUCUUUUCUUUAUUUAAAGUUGCAUAAUGACAUUUAUUGUGAGAUGCCAGUUCAAAUAUACUCCUUGCAAGUGUCUGGCAAAGACAAUAUUACUUCUGGACAUGUAUAAAAUGUCAUACAUACAGUCAGUUUUUGUUGUGUAUGCCCUAUGCAAAUCAUGAGAAGGCUGGACAAGCUUUUUUUUUUUUUUUUUUUUUGCUGUUUGGAUAAAAGCAUUUCACCUGUAAGUCUGUGAGUACACAUGAUGUCCAGGCAGGGGGAGGACAUGCAAAUCCUUAGCUGAGAUAUUCUUACAGGCUCCUUCCAGGCAAGUCAAACUCUACCUUUUAUUCUGAUAUUGCUGCAUUCAGUACUGUUGUUACUUAUAAGCAUCUUUUUAAUUUUUAAAGUGAUCUGAUCCAGACCAACGCCUGUCCCAUCCAUUUUUAUAUAAUCAAGGAUGUUUUGUGACCUUGGCGCUCUGAAAUAGAUGAAACUACUUUACGCACAGUUAGUCUUGCAUCCGGGAGACGCUCAGUCUCAGUGUGAGUGAGAAAAGGCCUGACUUCUGAUGAUCCUAGACACUCGUAGUAACAGUGCCUUAUCACAACAGUUGUACUAUGAAAUGCAACUGAGGUCAACCAACAGAGAAGCCCUUCAAGUUCAUCCUGACACAGUGUUUAAUGAGAAAUGCCAAUGUUUAAUACACAAAUCAGUCCAGUGGUUCCCAACCAGAGGGUCGUGAGAUAAAAUCUGAGAGGUCCCGAAAUGAAGAAAUAGUUUGACCUUUUGGGCGAUACUCCUAUAUGAAGUCACAGGCGGGAGAUGGUUAGCUUAGCUUAGCAUUAAGACUGAAAACACUGGUGAAACAUUAGCCUGCCAGCAACUUUAAAGCUUAUUGAAUAACACAUUAUAUUUAGUUUGUUUAUGCUGACACAAAACGACAAUUUGUGGUUUUUACAACUGGAACUAUUUCCUUGAAUUCUUGUUAUUUUACAUUUCAGUAUUUGCACAGAUUUUAGGGCUCACAGAUCUUAAAGGUUUGGAACCACUGAAUUAGACUUUGUGGAAAAGAAAAGAAGCAAAGCCAUGGUUGAACUGUACAUAGUUUUCACAGGUAUAGAUGUCGUGAAAACCUCUCAGCUGAUGAGUGACAUCAGCAAGGUUUUGUUUAUGAAGUUUUUUUUUUUUUUAAGUGUAAGUGCGGCCAGUGUUAAUGAAUUAUUCUGCCUGUGAGCUUGAGCACCUCCUCCUGCAAAUCACAUCAGAGCUGAUCUUCCUCAGAGUCCUCUCUCUUCCUGCCGUCUUCUGCCUUCUCAUAUUUAACUCAUCGUAUUUAACUCAAGGCUGGGGCCGCUUCCACUGAGGCCAUCCUUGGCAGGAUCAUUAAGGCAGAGAGAAAACAGAGAGACGCUCAGUCCUUUCGUUUCACACAUCUGUGUAUUUCAGGCGGAGCAUAGCCUUUAAUGAGGCUUGAGAAUUUAUUUGGUUUUUGGUCACAGAGAUUGCUCGAGGGGGACGGCAUCCACUCAAAAGAAAAAUGAGAGAAACUGAAGCAAAUUUUUAGUAUUUAAAUGAUUUUAGCAGAUAGCGAGAGUUUGUCAUCGUGAUUGUGUUAUAUGCAAGACAGAGUUAGUGUUUGUGAAAUAUACUUGUGUAGAAAUUCUAGUGUGUCAACAGCAUCGUGUCAUACUCUGAAAUCUGCCUGAGAUGAUUUAUUCUAAGACUAAAAAUGGUCACAAUUCCCUCUUAAUCUCCUAAAAACAUCAGCUCCUAAAAAUGAGUGUAGUAGAAGCUGGGAGAUAAAUUCUAGGAUGCUGGGAUUGUUGGCAUCUGUAUGAUCAUUUUUGUAGAGCAGUUUAAAGCUCAAUACUGAUAUUAGACACUUUUAAACAUUCAAAGACGAAUCUAUGCCUUCAAGUUACAGUUUGUUUCAUGAUUGAUUCAUGUGAGGAUUGUUUUCUUGAUUAUAUGAUUAAUUGUUUGCUCUAUAUAAUGUCAGAAAAUAGUGAAAACAAAAAGUUCAAAGCCCCCUGAAUUAUUUGUUUGAUCAUGAGAACAUCAGCAAAUGCUCACAUUUAAAAAGCUGAAACCUUCAGAUGAAUCCUUUUUAUCCUUGUUUAUUUCCUCUGUACUCAGAUGAGAAAAGGAGACAUAACUGACACAUGUCUAGUGGAAGAUGGUAAGGUCUUUCCGUGAAGUAAACAAGUGUAACUACUGAAUGUUUGUUGGAAAGAAUCUCCAAAAAAUGUUCAAUUUUCAGUGAGAAGUACUAAACCAGGACCAGUUUCAGUGGAUUUUCUCUGUGGAAGGUAUUUGAGGACGGUUUCUAUCUGAUCGAUUUGCGACGCUGUCACCGAGAAGCAAGAAUGUAUGUGACUGAUAUUCGAUAAAAGAAGGGACGUUUGUGAUGAAUUCCUGUUUCAACAGUUUCAAAGCAGAUUUAAAAGGGACAGUUGAACUUUGAUUUUUUGAUUCUAAGGGUUUUGCAGACUGUCGAGCGACCGAGCUGAGCUGUUGUAUGUGUGUUAUAUCAUGUGUUUAAAUGCCAUGACAGGAUCAGAUCUGAAUGCUCUGAUCAAUCUAUUACAUUGCAUUAUGUAUACAGAUACAGUACUAUACCAUUGAUGGAGCUCUAAUUUAUGUUCACUUUGUUUAGUAUCAACACUGUGAUUAUAUGUAUUUCAUUCAAUUUACUUCACUUCUUUUUACAUGAUCAGUGUGUCUGGUAAAUAAACAAUAUUGUCUUAUUA
Molecule: messenger RNA, 4857 nt
Organism: Seriola dumerili (greater amberjack)
Lineage: Eukaryota; Metazoa; Chordata; Actinopteri; Carangiformes; Carangidae
Gene: zdhhc9
Product: zinc finger DHHC-type containing 9
Exons: 10
Coding region: 568-1713 (381 amino acids)
Biological process (GO): peptidyl-L-cysteine S-palmitoylation; protein targeting to membrane
Cellular component (GO): endoplasmic reticulum; Golgi apparatus
Molecular function (GO): protein-cysteine S-palmitoyltransferase activity
Source: RefSeq, a predicted model, not a curated record